CUCCCAAGCCUCGCUGCUUGAGAUUUUAACAGACAAAAAAGAAAAAGAAAAAAGGAAGUUAAAGAUGUCAACAGCUUCUUCUUUGUGUUCGUCAAUUCAAGUCAAUGGCUUUGGAGUGGGACUUAGGCAUCCAAGAACCCAUCUUUCUCAACCCAAGAACCUUACUUUUACAAGGAGGAGAAUCACUACAGUAGUGAAGGCGACCUCUCGAGUCGAUAAAUUCUCAAAAAGCGAUAUCAUUGUUUCUCCAUCUAUUCUCUCUGCUAAUUUCGCAAAGUUGGGAGAGCAGGUGAAAGCGGUAGAAGUAGCAGGCUGUGAUUGGAUCCAUGUCGAUGUAAUGGAUGGCCGAUUCGUUCCAAACAUUACAAUUGGACCUCUUGUGGUUGAUGCCUUACGACCCGUGACAGAUCUUCCACUAGAUGUGCAUUUGAUGAUUGUUGAACCAGAGCAGCGAGUUCCGGAUUUUAUCAAGGCUGGAGCAGACAUUGUCAGUGUCCAUUGUGAGCAAUCGUCAACCAUCCAUUUGCAUCGUACAGUUAAUCAAAUAAAAAGUCUGGGUGCUAAAGCUGGAGUCGUCUUAAACCCCGCAACUCCACUUACUACUAUAGAAUAUGUACUCGAUGUGGUUGAUCUAGUCUUGAUUAUGUCGGUCAAUCCUGGCUUUGGUGGGCAGAGCUUUAUCGAGAGUCAAGUGAAGAAAAUCUCCGACUUGAGACGAUUGUGCGCGGAGAAGGGGGUUAAUCCAUGGAUUGAAGUUGAUGGUGGAGUUGGUCCAAAAAAUGCAUACAAGGUUAUUGAAGCAGGAGCAAAUGCUCUAGUCGCUGGUUCAGCUGUAUUUGGUGCCAAAGAUUAUGCUGAAGCUGUUAGAGGAAUCAAAACCAGCAAAAGGCCAGAAGCAGUGGCAGUGUGAUUAUACUGCCGAAAGGUCGGCUCCAACGUAUGAUAUCUGUAUUUUACAUUUCCAUGUAACUUCAUAGAAUUUUGUUCAAAUGUAUAACCGAAUGUUGUAUAUGCUCGUUGGAUUGCAUGAAUCCUGCUAUACAUGAUGCAGAAUGGAAAUGCA
Molecule: messenger RNA, 1063 nt
Organism: Hibiscus syriacus
Lineage: Eukaryota; Viridiplantae; Streptophyta; Magnoliopsida; Malvales; Malvaceae
Product: ribulose-phosphate 3-epimerase, chloroplastic-like
Exons: 9
Coding region: 65-910 (281 amino acids)
Biological process (GO): carbohydrate metabolic process; pentose-phosphate shunt, non-oxidative branch; pentose-phosphate shunt
Cellular component (GO): cytosol
Molecular function (GO): D-ribulose-phosphate 3-epimerase activity; metal ion binding
Source: RefSeq, a predicted model, not a curated record